AUGAGGUUAUUGGUAGUAGCUUUACUUUUAUGCGUAACCGAUACAUUCGCUGACAGUAUCGCGCUACAGCAAUGGCGUUCGAUGCAGGUGCGCCGAAACGUCCGGCGGGAACCGGGCAUGUCCGGGCGGAUUAUUGGCGGUUACGAGGCAAACAUUGCGGAUCUACCCUUUCAGCUGUCGGUGCGGCGAAUUAAUUAUCACAUCUGCGGUGCAUCCGUGGUGGAUUCGUCCUUUGCCAUCACUGCCGCUCACUGUAUGACGCCCAAACCUGAUCCCGAGUUUAUCACGCUGCAAGGAGGUGCUACCAAUCGGACGGACGACAUUGCGGGAGUGAUAUUUCAAACCGAAGAAAUUAUCGUGCAUCCAGCGUAUAAUCCUUCCACGUACCAUAACGAUGUCGCUUUGAUCCGCAUCGUGGGGACAUUCGAAGGAUAUGAAAAUGUGUACCCAAUUGCAUUGGAAACCGUACCGAUAACUUCGAACAGUUUGAAUCCUGUGUAUUGUACGGUGUCCGGUUGGGGGCUCACCGAUAUGUAUAAUGGCAAACUUCCAGAGAUGCUGCGCGCGGUACGGAUCCCACUGAUUCCUUAUACCGACUGCCGCCGAAAGUGGAGUCCAUUGGCUGUUACGACUUCGAUGAUCUGCGCUGGAGAACCACGGCGAGAUACCUGCAACGGAGAUAGCGGUGGCCCCUUGGUGUGUAACGACAAACUUUACGGCUUAGUUUCUUGGGGCGCCAACCAAUGUGGAGGCACUUAUCCGGGAGUGUACACUAGCAUAACGUCAAAGGAUGUGGCCAACUUCAUAGCACAGUACAUUCCGGUAUAA
This is a messenger RNA of Anopheles marshallii, 828 nucleotides long. RefSeq names its product trypsin 3A1-like. The transcript has 3 exons. The record is from RefSeq and is a predicted model, not a curated record. Lineage: Eukaryota; Metazoa; Arthropoda; Insecta; Diptera; Culicidae. Bases 1 to 828 code for a protein of 275 amino acids. Gene Ontology annotation, biological process: proteolysis. Gene Ontology annotation, molecular function: serine-type endopeptidase activity.